This is a messenger RNA of Electrophorus electricus (electric eel), 6197 nucleotides long. The record is from RefSeq and is a predicted model, not a curated record. Lineage: Eukaryota; Metazoa; Chordata; Actinopteri; Gymnotiformes; Gymnotidae.
GGAAGAUGCUCUACAGAGCAGUGUCCGUAAGUAGCUAGUUGACUAGCUGGAUUCAGAUGGAUCGGAGUCAAAUGGAGAGGUCAAAGGAAGCGACAAAGCAUCUUGCUCCACAUGCACUCUGGCCAGUGGACCUAAAGUUAAUGCAUGUUGACUGCAAUCCUGGAGACACAUUGGUACACUUUCAAGGUCAAUAUGUUACUGUCUGUGAAUUGGACUACAACAUUCUUCAAGUGGAAAUUCAGAAUGCCCAAAAAACAAAGGUGUCUUUGGAAGUUGGAGAAUUCUGUCUGGUGGAAGACCUCCUGUCCAGUCGCUGGUACAGAGGAAGAGUUCAGAACAAACAGAGAGGUUUGUCAGAUGUGUUCCUGCUCGAUCAUGGUAAUAUUCUUACUGUUGGCCCCAACCACUUAGCUGCAGUUUCUGAAGCCUUGCUCAUGCUUCCUCCCAAGAUCGUGUGUGGGUUUUUUGCAAAUGUGCUGCCAAUUCAGGAAUGUUGGGACAAAUUAUCAGAAAAGUAUUUCUUUUCUUUGAUAGGCAGUCAUAUCAAAGGAUAUAUUCAUGCUCUUCUUCCAUACAAAGUCUUCAUACUUGAAGUACCAGAAAUAACUAAAGAUUUGCUAAGACUUAACUUGGGCAAACAUGUGGAUACAGACACAUUUCUGUUACUGGUGGAAAUGUUGAUUGGAGUGCCUAUUCAACAAAGCAUUGCAUCUGUCCCAGAUUUGAUCAUUGAGAAGCAAAUUGUACAAGAAAUUUCCUUCAGACCCUCACGUUUACGGAGCUUUGAGAACAUUCUUUCACUCACUGGUCCAAAGCUUAUUGUUGGACAGAAGGAAAGAGCCAAAAUAACAGCUGCAGUGAACAAUGGGCUAUUUCACUGUCAGCUUUCAUCAGUAGCAAAUGACCUGAGAGAAAUGUCAGAAAAACUGGCACUUGCAUGUGAGUUAAGGAGUAGUAGCUACAAGGAUAAGCUAGUUGAAAAUUUGGGCUUACUCUGUGCAAUCAAGGGUAAAGAUGAGAAGUGGCACAGAGGUUUUGUGCAGUGUCUGCCUGUCAACUCCCAAGUCAGAGUUGUGUUUGUUGACUAUGGAUAUUGUGAAUCUGUAAAAGUUGAAAACAUUCUUCAACUACCAUCGAAUUUCCUGCAGACCCCCAUCAUGGCUUUUCCAUGUUCACUUUCUUGCUUAAGUGAUAAAGAUGAAGAGACAAAGUGCCAGCAACUGCAGAUCCUCAAAAAUGGAUUACUAGGCAAGGAGCUAGAAGUUACAGUUGAUGACUUAAACAAAGAGGACAAUGUUUAUUUAGUCACUCUUAACAGUGUUGAGGGGUAUGUACAUAUCAAAACACUGCAGUCCAAAGAUAUUGAUGAACUGGAAAACUGUGGUAUUCUUAAGAGUGAGCAUAUCUUGAGUCGCUUUAUAAGGUGCGACACAAAUGAAACAAAAAAAGUAGAAACUCCAAAAGAUUCUAUCCCCUUUGAAGACAUUCAGCAAGGUUCUGUUUUUGAGGGUUAUGUAGAGCAUGUCCAGAGUCCAAAUGAUUUCUGGAUUAGAACAGCAGAGCGCAAUAACAAUUUUGAGGAAAUGAUGAAAAAAUUGUCUGAUCACUUCAGUGGAUUACAACUGAAUCAGGAAAUUCUUGAGGAUCCAGUGCCUGGUGUAUUUUGCUGUGCAAUGUAUGAAAAAGACAUGCACUAUUACAGAGCUCUUGUUGUGGACGUUUUUGAGAAUGGUGCUGAGGUGUUUUUUAUUGACUUUGGGAACACAGAAAAGGUGCCAAGCAUGUUGAUAAAGAAACUACCUAGGCAAUUUGCUGUGGAACCAGAGUUUGCUUUCAAUUGUUCUUUGGCUAAUGUUACUCCAUUGGAAGAUGUCUGGCAAAAGGCAGCAACUGAGUUCUUUAAGAAAGCCACAUUGAAUAAAGCAUUCCUGGUUCAAGUCAUUCACAAAUGGAAGGGCACUUUUGUUGUGGAGCUUUAUGAGAGACAGACUGAAAAAAGUGAGAGCAUUACAGCCCUUAUGACCAGAGCAAAUAUGGCAGAAUAUUGGAGGGGCAAUCUCACAAUCUCAUCUGCAAAAUGGACAGAAAACAAAAUGGACAGAAAGAAAUGUGGACAAGGGCAGUUUGCUGAAUAUUCCCCUGAGGGGCUGUCACAAAAACACUCUGGCAAAGGAACAAAGAAAGAAGAUUUGCAUGCGCAGGAGACUGUCGUAACAAAGGGAGCCCACUUUGAGUCUCCAGAAUCCACAACCAAUGCUGCAGAUCUUUUCAGACAGCCAAAACUUCAGCCUGGAUUUGAAAUAAGUGUUCAGUGCUCAUAUGUCAGUUCUCCUUCAGAGUUCUGGUGUCAGAACAAGAAACAAAAAGGUGACUUAGACAGAUUAAUGGAAAACAUGCAAGCUUUUUACCAAACAUGCAGCCCUAAGUUACAGCCACAAAGCAAAUGUUGUGCUAUCAAGUUUGAGCAGGACAAUAGAUGGUAUAGGGGAUGCACUCUUGGAGUAAAAAAUGAAGAGGUUAAGGUGUUCUUAGUUGACUACGGCAUGGUUGUGAAAGCAAGGCUACAACACCUUCGAGCACUAAUGCCAAGCUUUCUUGAGCUUGAAGGGCAAGCAUUCAGAUGCAGCUUGUACAACCUAAUUGAACCAGUUGGAGAAAGAUUCUGGUCUGAAAAAGCAUGUACAUUAUUGAAGCAUUUUGUUUCUGGAGUUUCACCUAAUCUCACAUGCAAAGUCUAUUCUCAGCUCUGUGUGGCAAAUAAAGGCCUUUGCAAUGUGGUUGACCUGUACACACCUAAUCAUCAAGCCUCUGUGCAUCUUGUUGAACAUGGUGUUGCUGUCAAAAUCCAAAAUCCAAGGCAACUGGUUCCAUCUGCUUAUCCUUGCUCUUUUGUUUAUUCUUCAUUCAACAUUAGCAUUGGAAGUGAAGAGUUGGUGUAUUCUACUCACAUUGUCAGUCCUUGGGAAAUCUAUUUCCAGUUGGACAGAAAUAGUGAGGCCAUUGAGGAGCUAAUGGAAAGAGCUACUAAAGAAAGUGGAGAACUAUUGAGUCAGACUUGUGAGGCAAACACAGGCACUGUUUGUUUAGCCAAAUAUUUUGUUGACAGUAAUUGGUACAGGUCAUAUGUUCGGCCUGCACAGUCCAAUUUACACUUGAAUGUAUUCUUUGUAGAUUAUGGAAACAAGCAGAUUGCUGAAAAAAGAAAUGUGUUACCCAUCCCCAGAAAGGCUGCUGAUUUACUGUUGACACCCAUGCAAGCUUUAAAGUGUAGCCUGUCAAAUAUUCAAGAGGAGGAACAUUUGCCAGAAGUUAAUGCAUGGCUUGAGAAGACCAUUCUAAAUAGGGCACUUCAGGCAAGGUUUGUAGGAAAAGACAACAGAGGACAUUUCAUUUGUGACAUUUUUGAUGGAAACAUGCACAUCAAUGAGAAGGUCAAAGAACUUUUUGCACUUCAUAAACAAAAGGAAAGAAAUUAUAUCAGAAAACCUAGUGAAUGCUGCAAACAAGUCACAAAUGUGUCUUCAGCAGAAAACAAAUCAAAGAACAAGGAGAAAGGUGACAUGUGCAGACAAAUUUACCAGACAAAACCUCCAAAAUUAAAAUUUGCAUCUCACAGGCCAAACAGUACUGGCUCAAAACAUGAUGGCAAAGAAAAAAACAAACUGAAGUUCAGAGGACAAGUCAAAGGGAUUGCGAAAGGUGCUAACCUUAGCACUCCAUGCAGUUUCAAUACACAUACCCCUACGUUGUUGCCAAAAAUUAGUGAUCUGCCAAAUACCAAAAUAAGUCCAGGUUUUAGAUGUGUGGGAUUAAUUUCACAUAGUAACUCUGUUGAUGGCUUCUUCAUCCAAAUGGAAAAUGAUGAACCCAGCAUACUUAAAAUGGGGGAAGAACUGAAUAGCAAGCUGUUCAAAAAAAAUAUGAAAAGUAUUACUUCAGAAGUUAAUGUAGGUGAUCUUGUUGCAGCAGAGUAUGAAGCAGAUCAGACUUUAUACAGAGCCGUUGUCACUAAUGUUUCUGCCAGUGAUAUCCUCACAGUUGAAUUUGUUGAUUAUGGAAACACAGCAACUGUUGAUAGGAAGAAAAUUCAUCCUCUAACAGGCAGGUUUCUGUCUCAGACUAGAUUAAGCAUCCUCUGCACAUUGUCAAAAUCUCAAUCUUCUGAAGAUGUUGAAACCUUUAUCAAGGAAAGACAUGGCACACCUCUGAUGAUUGAGUUUAUACAAAAUCUUGGCAAUGCAUGGGAGGUGAGUGUUGAAAUUGUUGACACUUUGCAUAAGUUAAGAAAAGCUGCAGAUUGUGCAAAAGUUCACAUUCCAUGUUCAGGACAGGCCACGUCAAGCCAAGAGCUAUAUGCAGCUGUAACAGAAACUAAAGAUGAGAUGCAUAGCCAUAUUCCCCUCUUGUCUAUCUGUGAAAAGAAUGAAUCUAAAUUAAUUUUGAAAGAAGGGACUGAAGCAAACUCACAAGAAUGUGCACUUGAAAUUGGGAUCAAAAAAAGCAAGGCGGAUCUGCAGAAAUCAAUGGAAAAAGGGCAAGGAAUGAUAUCCCCAACAUGUAUGCACAUUUUAGAGAGACACAGAAAACUUGGGUAUGCCUACAAAAGCCAGGAUUUGGCAAAAAGAUAUCAGAGUAUGUUAUGCAAUAGCUAUGAAGAAGAUGUCAGAGUAAGAGAAUAUCAGUCAGUUGUAGAUCAGCCAGCCUUAGUAUCCACUUACCUAGAGAAGCCCAUAGACAAAGAGGAUCUGGCACAGCAUAUGUUCUUUGCACCUGUUAAAGUGGAUUUUGAAUAUUCAGGAUUUGCAGCUGCAAUCACCACACCUUUUGAGUUUUACGUUGUUCUUGAGGAGUUGCUUCUUCUCAUGAAUGCUGUGUCAAACCUCCUUGAGGAACCAUCAGAAGUGUUCUCUCUGUUGCCAGAGACUCAUCUGAUUCCUGGCGCAAGUUGCUUGGUAAAGUCUAAUGAGAAGAAAAAAUGGUGCAGGGCAGAGAUAGUCCAGUGUGAUGACACAACAGUGAUCAUAAAUCUGGUUGAUUAUGGUCAUUAUGCAUGGUUUCUAAGGCAAGAUAUCCACAGGCUUAAAAGACUUCCUACAGACCUUGCAGGACUACCAAAGAUCAUUUACCCUUGCAUGUUGAGGGGAAUCAAGCCUGCUGGUGCUAUGCAGUGGUCUGACAAUGCAGUUGUUUUUUUCCAAGAACAUAUGUGUCAGAAAAAUCUUCAAAUACACUUCAGGCAGUAUGUUUCAGAGACACACUGGGAGGUGGAUGUUGACAUAGAAGACAGCAGUAUUGCCAAACAGUUGGUUGAUGCUGGUCAUGCGUGUUACAUAGACAAUGUGUUUGGAAUCCCAUUUCAACAAAGCCCAGAUGGUAAAACACUAUCUCAGCAAAUCAUGCAUAAUGUUUCUGAAUCUGCGUCAGGCAAACAUGAAGUACAGUCAAAAAGCAUGAAGAUGCAAUAUGGGACUUUGGAAGAAAUGUUGUCAAGUGAGAAUGCAUUCAGGUCCACUGAAGAAAAUUUUCAAGGCAGUAGCAGACAGAGAGAGGCUGAAGUCUUUUUCACUAAAAGUUGUGACUAUCAUGGACCUGGGCAGAAGACAAAUUAUGACCCAGUAUCUGGCUUAAGACAGUGUGUGCUGAUGUGAAAGAUGUGGGUUCACGUAUUGACACAGUAUCAGGGGAGUGGAAGCAUCAGUGGAACGGAACUGUUUAUCAAGUCCAAAACUGCUACUGAGUGACAUUUUGAUUUUGGUAAUUCAUUUCUUUUAUUUUGGAUAUUAGUAUUUGAUGAAUAUGAAAAUGUUUUUUUAAAUACAGUCGUUGCAGUAAAUAAAUUGCAGCUGUGGUUUUGCUUUACAGAUGAUAAUGAAAAAAUAAUUUUAAGCCUAUAGAGUUGAGAGAAGUCAACAACAGUUAGAAAGAAACUAAAUGACCUGAUGGAUUUGAAUGUGUAGUAAAAUUGCAUCAUUUUGUUAUGUUGCAUUGAUAUUUUUGUGAUUUUCAAGUCAUGCAGAAGAGAUUUUAUCUUCACUUUCUGGUAUCAUAUAAGUACUCAUUAGAGGUGUUAAAUUGUUCCAAAACUGCAUGUUUGAGCUAAUUGAAUUUGUGUGUUCAGUUCUGUUUCUUAAUUUUUGUUCAAAGAAACUUUGGAAUGAAAAUAUUUCAGAAUAAUAUUAUUUUAGAGUUACCAUUUG